UGGUGCUUGCAAGCAGUUUAGCACUCUUCACGCAUACUCGGUGUGAUAAUUUUUUUAAUUUUAUCUCAGCUUACACUUGUAAUUGAUCUUAUUUUAAUUUUCCAAUAAAUAAUAUCUACUUAUCACUGUUAAUUUUAAGGAGCAAUAAAAAUAAUGUUGCGUGCUGUUAUGUUUUCAUUUAACGUCGAUUUUGCAAAGCAACAUCAUGGCAAACGUCCCUUUAAUUAAGCUAAACAAUGGUGUAACAAUUCCAGUUUUAGGAUUGGGAACUUUCCAGGGUCCCCCAGGUCGUGAAGAUGAGGCCGGGCAAGCCGUUAAAGACGCCAUCGACGUCGGUUACCGCCAUUUCGACUGCGCUCAUCUUUACAACAAUGAAAAAAUAAUCGGUGAUGCAAUACAAUCUAAAAUAAAAGAAGGUAUUGUAAAACGUGAGGACCUCUUCAUUGUGAGCAAACUCUGGAACACUUUACAUCGGCCGCCAUUAGUCGAACGGGCUCUAAAAGAAACACUUAAAAACCUACAAUUGGAUUACGUCGAUCUUUAUUUGAUGCAUUGGCCUCAAGGGUUUAAAGUGAUAAUAUUUGGAGAAAUUAAGUUGGUAUUGAUUGGGGUAUUUCAGGAAGGGAGUGAAUUCGUUCCGGUUGAUCCAAAAACCAGCUUAGUUAUUCCCAGUGACGUUGAUUAUGUCGACACCUGGAAGGCUAUGGAAGAGUUGCAAAGAAAAGGGCUGACGAGGUCGUUGGGAGUGUCGAAUUUCAAUAGCAAACAAAUUGAGAGGCUUUUAAAGGUGGCCUCAAUUGUGCCAGUGACAAAUCAGGUAGAAUGUCACCCUUAUUUAAAUCAAGCAAAAUUGCGUAGAUUUUGCUUAGAUAGAGGCAUCAUUUUAACGUCUUACUGCCCAUUAGGGUCCAGAGAUAGACCAUGGAAGAAACCGGGAGAUCUUGACAUUUUCAGUGAUCCUAAAUUUGCACAAAUUGGCAACAAGUACAGAAAGUCUGCUGCUCAAAUAAUGAUCAGAUAUAAUGUACAAUUGGGCAACAUUGUCAUACCAAAAUCUUCAAAUAAAAACAGAAUUAGUGAAAAUAUCAACGUUUUUGAUUUUGAAUUGAGUAAACAAGACAUGGAAUAUAUGAACAGUUUUGAUUGUAAUGGAAGAAUUUGUCGAUACCUUGAGUGCGUGGAACAUCCACUUUAUCCUUUUAAGCCGGAAGUGGAGUUUUAAAAAAUUAUGUUUCUGUACCAAUGAUAUAAUUAUAAUGAAAUAAAAACCAACAUCUUUUA
Messenger RNA from Tribolium madens (black flour beetle), 1281 nucleotides. RefSeq names its product aldo-keto reductase family 1 member B1-like. Lineage: Eukaryota; Metazoa; Arthropoda; Insecta; Coleoptera; Tenebrionidae. Bases 206 to 1222 code for a protein of 338 amino acids. The transcript is spliced from 4 exons. Gene Ontology annotation, molecular function: aldose reductase (NADPH) activity. Gene Ontology annotation, cellular component: cytosol. The record is from RefSeq and is a predicted model, not a curated record.